CAACUCGACACGGCCUCGACAGCAGAGAUGGCAGCACCAAACGACCAGUUUUACAUCCGAUACUAUUCGGGCCACAUGGGCCGAUUCGGCCACGAAUUCUUGGAAUUCGAUUUCCGCGUCGUUGGAGACGGCCGCAGCGCAGUCGCCCGAUAUGCAAACAACUCCAACUACAGAAACGACAGCCUGAUCCGGAAAGAGAUGUGCGUUAGCUCCGCAGUCAUCGACGAGAUCAAGCGCAUUGUCAAGCAGAGCGAGAUCAUCAAGGAAGACGACUCCAAGUGGCCGCAGAAGAACAAGGACGGUCGCCAGGAGCUGGAGAUUAGGUUAGGAGGAGACCACAUCUCUUUCGAGACAGCCAAGAUUGGAUCACUUGCUGAUGUCACCGAAUCCGCCGACCCCGAGGGCCUCCGAGUGUUUUACUACCUUGUGCAGGACCUGAAGGCGCUCGUGUUCAGCCUGAUUGCCCUCCACUUCAAGAUCAAGCCCAUCUGAGUCGACAUGGCAUGCUGAAGACGCGGGCAGAGCAGAGUUAUGAUACCCUUGACCUUACUGAGGCAUCGGCGGUUCGCAUGAUGGUGGGUUGACGGCCGCAUC
Molecule: messenger RNA, 594 nt
Organism: Trichoderma reesei QM6a
Lineage: Eukaryota; Fungi; Ascomycota; Sordariomycetes; Hypocreales; Hypocreaceae
Exons: 5
Coding region: 28-492 (154 amino acids)
Biological process (GO): RNA splicing
Cellular component (GO): exon-exon junction complex; nucleus
Source: RefSeq, a predicted model, not a curated record